This is a messenger RNA of Gamsiella multidivaricata, 423 nucleotides long. RefSeq lists its product as uncharacterized. Lineage: Eukaryota; Fungi; Mortierellomycota; Mortierellomycetes; Mortierellales; Mortierellaceae. Bases 1 to 423 code for a protein of 140 amino acids. The transcript has a single exon. The record is from RefSeq and is a predicted model, not a curated record.
AUGACGGAGGGAAGCAACAUCCCGCAUGAGACGCACCUGACCAAGCAUGAGGGAUACGGUAUUGAGCAACCAAACGAGUUCUUUAAGAGAUACGGAUCUCAUAUCCUGACGAUCAUGAAACUGCUCAAGUAUGGAUGCACUGCCGCCUGUGUUGCUGUCCCGCCCCUCGCUCUAUUCAACCUUACAGGCGAAAUCGAAACUGUCAAGAAGAGUCUUGAUGUCAGUGUGAGCACACUUGGGCCUCUAGUGGACGAAGCAAUUGCGUAUAUCGAAAAAUUGGGCAAGGACAAUGCAGAACUUGACACAAUACUCAGCAAGAUGGAUCUGAAUGCGAUCGAGGCGCUUGUGGGGGCGGAUCGAAGGCAGUUGGAGUCGUUUCUACGCAUCGACGACAAGGGGCAUGACCUUGGCAAUCUGUAUUAG